CAGUUGUAACUUGUAAUGUUUACAAGUGCACAAAUUUAGAGGUUAGAUCAUGUGGACAACAUAAUUGUAUUUAAAAAUAUAUGCUAUCAAUCUAAUUUAUGCCAAGUCGCCUGUAGUUGCAAUAUCAACAUGGUUGUUAAAGUACCAGAAAGUCUAAAUGAGCCCAAGAACUAUGUGCUCAGUCGAAAAUCUGGGAGAAGUAUAAUAGAGCGCCGACCUGUGUUUUCCCCCGAUGGAGAAUCACUUGUAAUCAUCGUGGAAAAUACAUUACGCAUAUAUAACGUUCAUACUGGCGAUUGGGUCCGCUCACUUGAAACUGAGACUCCUGUGAGUUCUAUCAUUAGUGCGGAGUUUCCUGAACAUCAGAAUUACAACCUGUAUGGUUGUUCUAAUAAUGGCCUUUUUACAACUUGGACUUGGGAAAAUGGAGCAGUUCUUAGGGAAAUUAAACUAAAAAUACCAUACAACAAUCAAGUUCGUUCGUUCAAUAUAGUAAACGAAACAGAUUGUUUAUUACUAACUGCACACCCAAUGAAAGGUUUACUGCACAUGGGAUUAUAUAAUUACAAAACGGGAGCUCUAAACAUAGAGUAUGUGGAUACAAGGGUGCCGAAGAGUGAUAUACUGUCUGUCUCUAUUGGGAUGUAUAAUGGUGAACCUAUCGCAGCCAUUGUCAGUGGGUACUGUAAGAUGCAUGUGCAGAACCUUGUUCGACCUGAUAAGAAUACAUUAGUGCGAGCAAAGUACAGGUUGCUAGCUGUAUCCAUGACUAAAGGUGGUGCGAUCGCUGCCACCGACACACUCGGCAGGACGAUAGUGUACAGAGGCAAUGUCUGUGAAUACAUCAAUGUGGGUAGUGAGGUACUGCAUUGGCACGCUUUGCCACUAUAUGCCGUACAUUUCUCGAAAGUAGGUAGUUACAUUCUCACUGGUGGAAUGGAAAAAGUAUUAGUCAAGUGGACCAUCGGAAGCCUGGCGCAGAAAGCGAACGAAAAGAAGUUUAUUCCCCGCCUCCCAGGUUUCAUCAGAUACAUAACGACAAGCAAUGAUCAUGUUGCUAUCACUUUAUCAAAUAAUUCCGUGGUGAUAGCAAACAUGCAACUAUACAUCACAACAACCAUCCUAGAGUGUGGUGGUUUGUCGUCAGUCACUCGCUCACUUGGUUCCUCCCUUGUGUAUCACAAGAAGCUGUCCUCGCUCAUAGUGCCGGGCAGAACCGGGUAUUUGCAGUUGUAUUCCACUACUACGGAUAAGGUUUUAUAUAAUAUUGACAUUACAGAAGUGAACCACAUACCGAGCGAGCGUUAUAACAUUUUGCCAGUAGAAACAGAAGUGACAUGUGCCGCUAUAAGUGCAAAUGGUUUCUGGCUCGUCACCUCCGAAUACAGAUAUGACGGUACCAAUUACCCUGAAGAAAAACUCAAGUUCUGGUCCACACACUACAAUGCAGCUACUGCCUUCAAACUCAAUACUUGUGUUAAUCUCUCCCACGGCGGUUGCGACGUAGUCUCUAUUGCACUCAAUAAAAAGGGCGAUUUUUGCGUAACAGCUGGCAAUGAUCAGAAGUUCAGGAUAUGGAAAUUUGCCAAGGAAAAAGGGAAGAAUAGGUGGCUCUGUCUCACCGCGUGCUAUUAUUCGUCCGGUAUCGCGCAUUAUUUAGCUAAUCCUUUUCUAAAUGAGUUCAAACAUGGAGAUAUUCUGGGUAUCGGUACAGUGACUGAACGGCCAUAUUUAAGCCAAGACCGAAUUGAAAAUGAUAUUGUAAAAACAGUGUGGAAUAUACAUAAAUCGAAAGUAAAUGAUAGGAUGGUGGAACAGGAUUGUUAUAAGGGGGAGAAUGCUAUGGGGGGUGUGGCUAUAUCACAGGAUGGGUCGUUGAUAGCGGCCUGGUUUGGAAGUAAAUUGACGUUAUGGGAUUCUCAUUUGUGUAACCUGAGGACGACUUUAUCCCACCCCGCAUUACGACCGAAAGGGAGGGAAGUUCAGUUCGGGAAUAUGGACGCGGCGCAUUAUUUGGUAUGCACUACAGACUACUGUUUGGCUGUAUGGAGUCUAUUGUCUCUAACAAUGAAGUGGAUGGUACAGAACAGUCCCACGUGCCUUGUGGCCGAUCCCUUCUCUAACAGGAUGAUGGUUGUCAAUCAGGAUAAUGAUCUGUUCGUGUUCACACCGCACGAUUCAACGCCAAUACUAUCUCGCAAGCGUAUACUGAAGCCAGAGGAAGGCGCGAUCAGACAGUGUACGUUCGGAAACACGACACGCACUGAUGUCACCGUUUAUUUGUUGAGGAAUAAUUCGGAAUUAUACAGUCUAGAGCCAGAACGCUCAUCAAAGAAGCAACUAGAAGCGAUAACACACAGGAAUCUACCAACGUCAAAGUUCAGCACGCUAUUGGCUGAACAGCAAGUGACGGAAGUGACGUCAUCAGCGGUUGCUGAGAUUCAACAAAUGAACCAAGAGUCGCUGGGGCAUAAGGCUACGUCGCUGUUUUUAUCAUCAUCAUCAUACAUGGUGCCGCCGGUGACGUCACUAAGUACGUCGUUCCUAGAACUAAUAUCUGGAUGUCAAGAAGUCGAAGAAAUCGAUGAACAAACACCAGCUAUGGAAGUAGACCUAGACUCGAGUGAUGAUGAAGAAAUGCCCAAAAUAUUAGCACCCAAACCUGAACAAUUGUGCAAGGCCAAUUAUGAAAAAAUUAAAGAGAAAAAGUUAAAGAAGCUUCUGGAAAGUGAAGUUCUCGAUUUGAAUGUGACUGCCGAUGUUUUCGGCUUGUGAAUAAAUGUUAUUUUUUAA
Molecule: messenger RNA, 2793 nt
Organism: Colias croceus (clouded yellow)
Lineage: Eukaryota; Metazoa; Arthropoda; Insecta; Lepidoptera; Pieridae
Product: WD repeat-containing protein 75
Exons: 11
Coding region: 130-2775 (881 amino acids)
Biological process (GO): positive regulation of transcription by RNA polymerase I; positive regulation of rRNA processing
Cellular component (GO): nucleolus
Molecular function (GO): RNA binding; protein binding
Source: RefSeq, a predicted model, not a curated record